Molecule: messenger RNA, 9037 nt
Organism: Nymphalis io (European peacock)
Lineage: Eukaryota; Metazoa; Arthropoda; Insecta; Lepidoptera; Nymphalidae
Gene: ssp3
Product: S phase cyclin A-associated protein in the endoplasmic reticulum
Exons: 22
Coding region: 45-6086 (2013 amino acids)
Source: RefSeq, a predicted model, not a curated record
CGACUCGUCUACUCAACCCCAGUAGUAUUAUUGGUUGUUUUGGUAUGGAAGAAGUAAGGCAGCUAGUGCAGGAGGAAGGCAGGGAGGCCAGGAACCUAGUGGCAUUCCACGUCGCCGUGGAUACGCCAGCUCGGGUUUCCCGUAAGCCUCCUCGUGCCAUUCCUCCUGUUCGGCGAGCACUGCCGCGGGCGUCUCGUCUCCGUUCCGCGUCAGCUGGUCGAGAUAAACGGUCCGAAUUAAGGGCUCGCUAUUGGGCUUUACUUUUUGGAGAUCUACAAAGAGCUGUCGGUGAAAUUUACAAUACUGUCGAAUCUCACGAAAAUCUAAAUGAGUGCCAAGAAGUUAUAUUAGUGCUUGAGAAUUACACGCGUGAUUUUAAAGCAUUGGGAGAAUGGUUUAGACUGAAAUGGGAAUACGAUAAUACACCCCCACCACAUAGACCACAGAGCCUAGCUUGGGAGAUAAGAAAGACGGAUUUCGUAAGACCAGAAUCAAGACGCACUUACUCAGUCAAGAGUUCACCAUCCGUGUCUGGCAAAAACAGCCCUUGUUUGUCUGGUCAUAACACUCCAAGUGGAAAAAAUAGUCCCAAUUUAACCGGUAAAGCUAGCCCAGGAAGCGGUAAAAUCAGUCCUAGGAUAACGGCACAGCCUAGCUCUAGUCCUAAAGCCAAUAUUGAAUUUUUUACUAACAAAAUUGCUCCAUCUAAAAUAACAGCUAAACCAGAAGCUAAAGCUGCUAAGGAGUCACCUAGAUUAUCCGAUAUCAAAGAAAAAGAUGUAAAAGAUACAGGUGAAGAGAAUGUAUCUGAAUUAUGCGCACAAAACAAUAAGAAUGAUGUUCCGGACAAACGAGAGCCGAAGCUUUUGAAGAACAGUUGUACUGUUGAAAUAGGAACAGUAAAAGAAUAUCAAAAUGUUUGUGCAAAACAAGUUAUAAUAAAAUCCCCCAGACAUGUUAAAUCAAAAGUAGUAAAUUCUGAUAAUAUAUCUAAAGACAUUUCUUGCCAGGCCAAAGCUACUACAGCUCAGCUGAAUGCAAUGGAAAGUGAAUUUUUAGAAAAGCAAAUAUCCGCUAAUUUAGUAAAAAAUGAAAAUAUGAUUAAUCGAGAUAUCGAGAAAGAAAAAGAUAAAACAGAAAUCAUUCCAGGUGAAGCCAUGAAAGAAAACAUUGACGACAAAGACAUUUUUUCCACUGAAUCACCAACAAAAUCUGAAGAAAACUUUGCCGACAUUUCAAAUGACAGCUCACCAAAAUUUGACGUUGACAAAAAUCACAUUGAUAAUAUUGAAAAUCCAGCUGAAAAUACAACGGGUAUUUAUAACAAACCUAUCAAAACAAAAGAUCCUUUGAUUGGCGCUAAAUCCAAUACAAAUGAAAAUAAUGGUAAUGACAAAGAAUCUAAACGUUUUAAAAAAGUAAACUCUCUCAGUAUUGAUCAAAGCGAAGAAAACAGCAACCAAAUUAUUGUUAAAGAUUCAUUUCCUAAAAUAAAUAGUGAACUUAAAGUUUUGAAUGAUGAAAUUUUGCAAGUAAUUCAAAAUACAACAGAAUUUGACAAACAACAAAAUAAACAGGACAUAAAAGUUGAAGUACAAAUGAAAUCAAUCGAAGACAUUGAAAAUGAUAUGUUUAGUGGUUUAACCGCAGAUAUACCACACAGAGACAAUGAAAAAGAAAAUAAACCUACAAUUUUGAAGGAGUUUAUGAAAGACGUAUUAACCGAUGAAGUAAAUGACAACAAAAAAGAUCAUGAUUUAAGAAAAACUAAUGAUAUUGCUAGAACGAGCAAUGACAAUAAGCAGCCUGUUAAACCAGCAUACUCUCAAGCAGCAGCUAAACCAAAAUCAUUGAGCGCAGCUAAAAUUGAAGUUAAAACCCCAACAAGAUUAGCAAGAAGUUCAACUGUUGUGGAAAUGCGACCUACGACCGCACCUAAGACUCAAAGACCAUUCCAAAAGAAACAUCAAACCAAUAAAUGUAGCUAUCCGUUUAAUUUGACAACCGGUCGUACUAGUCUUUUUGACACUAAUCCAACUGGUUCAACCAAUAAAGGUACAUUAUAUAAAAGACCGAUAGACCGGAACAGAAACAUGCAGUUAGCUUCUGGUGAUGCCAAACCAUCAUCUGGUAAAGAAGUCCUUAAAAAACGCUCUCCAAGACCUACUUCUUUUAAGACUGCCGAGCAAAGUGAUAAAAAAGAAAAGAUCGAUGUAACAGUUGAGAAACAUAAAGAUUGUGAUGAUUAUGGUACUUGUGAUAAUGCAAUGGCACAGAUAGAUAUGUCACGAAUAGAUUCGAGCGAGAGUCUGAAAACUCUCGUUCCAGAAGAUGAUCAGGUGUUGCAAGAUGUUGCCAAUUCAAUAGAAGUACUUAACAUUGAUAGUAAUAAAAACGAUAACGAGGGCUGGCUUACUGUAAAGUCUAGACGAUUGAGUCGCGAAUCAAAGAAACAUUCAAAAUCGCAUUGGGCAAAUAGAUACAAUCAACCAUCUGCUACAACAAGUCUGCCUACUCUGAAUAUGCUGGAAUCUCCUAAAGAAGAAGUUAAGGAAUUCAUUGAUCCGAAAGUAUCGAACGUAGAUCGUGCAAAAUCAGAACAACCUCAAACAGUGGAAAAAUUGGAUGAGAAAAUUGAAAAAGAUAUAGAACCUGAGAAGGUCGUUAACGUGCCUGCUAAGCCAAAUUAUGGAGCUACACCGAGAGACCCUUCAAUGAUCCGACAAAAAUCCGAUGUUACUGGCUUAAGAACGAAAUCGUCUCGAAACAAGGUACUGACAAAGAGAGCUGAGAGAAUAAAGGACGCACAACAAGAUGAUGAUGCUGAAUUGACGAAAAAUCGAUUGCAUUCGUCCCUGGAGAGUCUUACUACAGCUCUAGCAAGAUCUCAAGAAAGUACAGAAGAAGUAUUCGAUUUUGACAAAUGGAAAGAGCAAUUUAAAUCGACUUUUAAGUAUUUAGAAGAUGAUGAUCAGAUCCCUGAUCAAAAUGAGAUACUGAAGGCGGCAGAUCCCUCAGAAGUGUCCGAAAUAGCGGAGAUGACGUCACAGAUCGAAGAAAAUGAAAGGAAAAUUAGCUUGGCUUUAGAUUUUCAAUCGGAAGUUGAUCAAAGGAAGCUCUGUGAGGAGGAAGAUUUACUAAAUAGACAAAUAUUUGAACUACAACAAGUUUACGACAUUGAUAUAGACACUGAAACCGACGAUACCGAGACGGAGGCAGAAGUUCAAUCCGAUUCAAAUCCGCUUGAGGAUCAGGCGGAUGAGCCUCAAGCUGGUCCAUCUGAAACUCUCGGUUCGCUGGCUGCGAGUUUGGAAGACCAAUACGAGACGGCUCUCGCCGGGAUGUCGUGGGCGGAGCGCGUCGAUACUCUUGUCGUUUUGGAAGCCUUGGUCGCCAGGGAUCCAGGACGAGCGCAACAGUUGCAUGCUAAAUUGUCUCAAGGUAUCAAACGUAGAGGCAGCCUGCAAGAUGUUUUACGCAGACUCCAAGCGAAGCAGCAGAGGGCUGAACGUCAAAGGCUCGAAUUUCAGACUGAACGGGCCAAGAAGAUUCAUCAGCUACUGGCUCGAGUCGAGGAAGUAAAGAUCGCGAAAAAUCAAUUGAUAGACGAGAAAAGAAUCAGAAUGGAGAGAAGACUACAAAAGGCGACAGAAAAUCGUGAUCAACAUUUAAAGGACAUUGUUCGCAAAGCGCAUGACGAAGAAGAAAAGUUGCGUGAGAUAGCUUUCAUUAAGCAGUUGGAAGCAGAGAACAGACGUCACGAGUUCUUGGAGCAGUGCCGGUCUCAUACCACUCGGCUGAGGCAGAUGAGGCGCGACAGACUUCAUAAACUGGAACAGAAGGCGGCGCGCGAGGCGGCCGUGGGAGCGCGGCGGCAGGCGCUGGAGGCGGCGCGCCGGCUGCACGUGGAGAGCAUGCUGGAGCGCCGCAAGGAGCGCGACGCGCGCGUGGAGGAGCUGCGCGAGCUGCGGCGCCAGGAGCGCGACGACGCCGCGCGCGAGAAGGCGGAAGGUGUAAAGUCCCGUCUCUCAGCACUGGCCGCGGCCGCUGAGCUCGAAGCGGACGCUCUGAGAUCCAGGAUACGUGACAAACAAGACGCAAGUCAACAAAGACUCGAGUCGCAUCUGCAAGCGAUUAGGGAAAAGGCCACCGGACCACGACAAGCCACAACAUCAGAGAGCCAAGAUCAAAUUCCCAAAGAAGUUGAAGAAGAAACUGGCAGUAAGGAUCAAGAGAGGAAAGAAAGAGAGAAACAGAAGGCGAUUAAGAAAAAGGCUAGGAAGCUGAAGCAGAAAUUGCUCGCUGCAGGGCACUCAAACCCAAUUUUCGAUGACAACAUAACAACACUCGACACUUUCUUGAAUCCAGUCACGAGCAAAGUCUACCGCGUCAUAAGUUCCAUACGGAACAUCAUAGCUCCUCUAUUACGCGACACAAAAAACGAUAUGAACGUUGUUGAAAACGAAGAAGAUAAAUCCGGUAAGAAGAAAAAAGGUAAAGCAGUUAACGGUGACGUCGAAACGAAGCAGGAGAAAGAGAAAGGUAAAAAUAAGAAAGGUAACGACGUCAACUCUAACAACGAAGGAAAUGUCAACAGGGAAGGUAAAGACGCAAACGUGGAAACUAAACCCGAAGAACCGCAAACGAGUAGUCAACCCGAUAAGGUUCCCGAGGAACCUGAGAAGGAAACGAAGAAGAAGAAUAAGAAAAAGAAGAACGCAGAAGAUAAGCCGACGCUGAACAAGGCCAGUUCGGUUUGUAGCUCGAUGAGUGACAUGAGCCGCGGCAGUGGCCGGAGCGACAGGAACAACACCAAGAUCGACUUAGACUUGCCGUACUUGGAGAAGCAGAUGAACGAGCUGUAUAGAAUAAUGGAGAAGUUUGAGAAGCAAAACAUAACAGAGAAGAUGGCAAUACAAAGGUUCCAAGCUGUUAAAGUGAUCUCGCAGAUGCUCGCCGUGGCCGCUGAGAAGGAGGAUCUCAACCCACCGAUAUCUGCCAAGUGCGUGUGCACGGGCGCGCUGCUGGUGUCGCGCGCGCUGGCGGCGUGCACGGCGAGCGCGGCGCAGCUGCUCGCCACCAACACGUGCGUGCACAUCGCCACGCUGCUCGCGCGACAGAUGGACAAAAAUCUCCAAUACGAUCAGAAGGAGAUGGAACUAGCGAAACAGCUGGCCGACUGUCUGUCCGUCGCCCUGGACUCCGUGCUGUGCGCUAGCCGCAUCCACGAGGAACAAGGGAACAAGCCCAAGGAGGAAGUGGAUGUCCUCGUCUUCUUGAGGAACAGAGCGCAUCAGAUUAUCAGCUACCUCUGCCUCAGCGGUUGCAUAACCCGCGCGGAAAAGGCGGGAGAAGCUCGCGAGAGUAUCCAGACGUUGCUCACGGUCAGCGCUGACCUUUGCCAUCCUUACUUGCCAGAUAUUGGUGCCGAACGGACGUACGCGAAGCAGGCACUUCGUACCGCUCUCGGGAAAAGCGUAUGCGGCUCCCGAGCUGAAUUCUGCAUGCUCUUCGCUAAGGGGGCGUCUCUAGGACAAUGCGGGGACUUCGUACGAGCUGCAAGGACGGCUCACCUGCUACGAGCUAUCGCUGAGAUGGAUCAUCAGAUUGUGCAGGAAGCAUUCGGUGAAGGCGGAUGGCCUUUGGAGUUCCGUGCGGCAGUUGCAAGGUUGCUCUCUCAACACGCACCGAAUGAAAAAGAGGCACCGCGGACUACAGCAUUACAUCUGAGCAACCAACGCCUUGAUCAGACUUUGUCCGAGACGAUGGUCCUGGACCUCAUAGUUCUAGUCGGCUUCGUGGUGGUCAACAAUCCUCAAUUGCAGGAAACAAUCUGUGAGGGCUGGAGUGUGAUUAAAGCUCUGUGCACGCUGCCCGCCAAUUGGCUUGUAUCUCAAGCGAGAAGUCACGCACUGUUACCGACUUUAAUUGCAUUGGCCGAAAGACCGGCGUCCGCUGCUGCUAUUGCCUCCGAAGUCAGCAUGACCAUGCUCGAAGAGUUCUAUGAAAGCCCAGAGGCUCAGAAGAUAAAACUCAUCCAAGUGAUUAAACAGGGAAGGACGAAGAAACCACCGGGAAAGAAGUAAAUAGAAGAAACGAGAAUUAUUAAAAAAUAAACAACCAAACCUAUGGAAAUGAAACUAAAACCGAAUUUAAGAUUAAUUUCAAUGAUAACGAUUCACCAAAUACUAAUGAUGAUACAAACGAACAUAAAUAUUAAACGGUACUAAUAGAUACAGCUGAUAGGAUUUUCAAUAAUUUUAAACAUUCAUUAUAAUCAACGAAACAACUGACUCAUUAACAAUACGACCACUAUAUUGAAAACUUAAACUCUCAGAUGAAACAAGUAGAAUAUGACACGGCACAAGGUAUCGGCUGAAAUUGCUACGGAACAAAAAUUCGUGAUAUCUCUCGUUGAUUACGAUGUUGUAUUCAAACUGCGUGUGUGGCAGUUGCGUCGAUGAUAUUUUAUCUCUUAAGCGAUAUCUCUCUUUCUUUCUUUUUUAAAUUUCGAAUUUCACCCAUCCUCCCUUGUUCCCAAUCCCAGAGCCUAAUGUAAUCAUACUUUCAAGACCUCAUAUUCAUUUCUUGAUUGUAUGAUAUGCUACUAAACCAGUUAUUUUACCUGAACUCGUCUUAAAUUGUCUAAGCCUUUUUAUUUGUAAAGAGAUAAAAUAUCAUUAGGUGUUUUUUUUUUUCAAUUCUUUUUAACAACUUUUUAACAAAGGUCUAAAUUAUUUAAAUUAUUAAUAUUAUUAUUAUCAUCAUCUAAUUUUACGAAAUAAGUUGUGCUUUAAACAAAUGCACUCCAUCGGUUAUUAUUGUUUAAUUUAGGGUACUUAUUUAUUGAAAUAUACUUAUUUUCCAUAAAUUAUAUAUAUAUAUUUUUUUUCUAAAACUGUAUUUUCUUUGUUUCAAAAACACAGCUUUAUAUAUUUAUUAUAUUCUUUUUUCGGUAAAUAUAUAUUACUGAAGAUAGUAAUUAUGAAGAUGUUUUAUCAAAAGUAAUAAGUUUAUCAAAUGAAUUUUUUUUGGUAUUCUUAUUGAUUUAAGUUCUUUAUAAAGGUUUAUAGUUUCAAUCGUUGAUGAUGAACGAUACUUGAGCACUAGUCGCUUCCGUGAUCGUCUUCGUGACUAUAAAUUACUUCUUUAUGUUACAGGUGAUUUAGAGAAAUGAUAUUAUUUUUUUGUUGUUUCCAUUCUUAGUUUAUUUAAUUCGUGUUAACCUUCGUUUAGGUUUUUAUUUGAAUUUGGAUUUUGUAAUUAAUGCGAUGCAGUAGUGGAAGUUUAGUUGGGAAUUCUAUGGCAUAUAUAAUGCCAUGGAAUGCCAUGCCCUUAGGUAUAUUAAUGGUUUGUGUUAUCUUGCGUCGACAUUUAAAAUUAUUUUUCAUAUUAUCACUGUAAUUACAAAAAAUUUUCAGUAAAAAUUUUGUUCUAUUUGUAAAUUAUAUUUUGAAUUUGCUCCAUAUCAAAGUAUUCGUUUUUAAAUUACAAAUUAUAAUUAAAUUAUUUAUAUAUUUGAAAGAAUAUAUAUAUAAAAAAAAAAUUAAAAAAAAAUUAAUUGUCUAUUAUUAUUACAAUGUGAAAUUAGUAGCUCGCUUUCGACAUAAAUUUAUGCAUAGUUAAUAGUUGUUGUGAUAGCAUGAUCUUACUAUUGAUGUUAUGUGUUGUAUCGAAAAAAAACUAAAAAAAAAAACAUAAAAAUAUCAGACAUAUUUAUCCAAAAUCUAGAUGGAAAAAAAAGUUUAGUCUACAAAUAAUCUUUGAAACAUGUUGUAUAAUGUUACUUUUUAAUGUAGCCGUCUUACGAUUUUUGAUGUCUCUAUACAUAUUUUUCUAUGGAUGUAAGCAGAUUGCAGAAAAAAAAAAAACGAAGGAACUCUGUAACCCAGUUUCCUCUUUAUUUAUUUCCAAGUAGUCAUUCGGAUCAACUGACUUUUAUAUCCGCACAAAUAUAUAUUUGUGAAACGAAAUGUUAAUAUUUUUUAUCCUCCAUUUUAAAUACGAUAUUAAACAAUUAUAUUUUUUUAUAUAAAAGUAUUAUGUUUGCGAUCCGUUGUGUUCCUUGAUCAGUAUUUGUUUUACGCUAAAUAUUACACUAAAAUGGGUGCGUCGAACGCGAUUGUGGAGGGUAGGUGCAUUAGUUGGAACUGCUCGAGACACGUAAAUACAUCUUAUGGUAUAAAGAUCAAUGGUUGAGGAUUUAUUGCAACUUUCGUCUUGAUAUUCUGAUUUAUAUAUUAGUUACUUAAAUUUAUAAAUUAAAUAUAUAUAUAUAUAUAUAUAUAUAUGAUAAAUGAUAUAGAGGCCAGUGUAACUACAGGCGUAAGGUACAUAACAUCUUAGUUCACAAAGUUGGUUGCGCAUAGACGAUUUAAGGAAUGGUUAAUAUUUCUUAUUGUGCCAAUAUCAGCCUAAUACCUAAUACAAUAUAAAAUAUAUACAUCAAACUAAAUUGAUCGAUUGAAUAUAUAGUAUGAAAUAAUUAUAAAUAUUUAAUUUACAAUUACUCUAAUAUGCGUUGUGUUGGCAACGUGACAAACGUAAGAUGUGUUUAUGUCGGGUGUGCUAGAAGUGUGCCUUGCGGGACGCCGGCCCGUUGCGGCCUCUAACGAUGGGUAAUGAGAGGGAAUUGUUAGGUAUUAAAUUUUAGGAACGCUGUGAUAAAAAAGGAGAGAUAGACAUGAAUAAGAAAUUGACGAGAAAUCUUUUUGGAAUCGAUUUGAAAUUUUGAUAUGGACUGAUGAUGCACACAUUCGAAAGCCUUUGUAAGUACCGAGAUGGUGUAGAUGGUGUUUACCGUUCGCGAUUUAAUUUUUGUUUGUGAUAAGCUUUUAAUUAAAACUGUGAUUUACGUUUAUUAGUUGUACGCUACUUAUCGAUGUAUAGGAGAUUUUUUUUUGUUAGCUAUAGUGUCAUGUUAUAAUGAAUGUAUUGGAUCUGUGAUUUCUUUCCUUUAGCGUUUAAUAACUUUCGCGUGUAACUUUCAUUGUCUAUUUUUGUGUAAGCGAUAAAUAAACAUUUGUGUAACAAUAAA